Messenger RNA from Cercospora beticola, 3734 nucleotides. RefSeq names its product Rcy1p (gene RCY1). Gene Ontology annotation, biological process: Golgi to plasma membrane transport; exocytosis. Gene Ontology annotation, molecular function: protein binding. The record is from RefSeq and is a predicted model, not a curated record. Gene Ontology annotation, cellular component: exocyst; cytoplasm. NCBI's taxonomy places the organism in Eukaryota, Fungi, Ascomycota, Dothideomycetes, Mycosphaerellales, Mycosphaerellaceae.
GCAGACCCAGACCCAGGCCAGAAAAAUAGGGACCGACGUCACUUGGAUCAGCAUCGAUGCCUGCCACGACAACACGUGUGGGAAAGUCUAUUGCGCGGCGAAAGACUGCCAAAGUCUAUUCUUGCGGGCGAGAAGGACAGCAGCAGCACACGUCGCCGGUAUGAGCGGCCGCUCGACGCCCACGACGACAGCCUCGAAGCGGCACUCGCGCAACCCCUCGACUUUCGAUGCCCUGAAGAAGGUCCAGAUCGAUGGCACACACGCGCGGUCCAGCGGCCAUGUGCUCAAUUCGCUGCGUUCCACGCAGCUGGUGGAGUCAAAGCCGCUGUUGCCAGCAGAGCUCAUAGCGACGAUCCUCGACUAUCUGCCCGUGCCAGAUCUAUGUCGCUUCGCGCGCGUCUCUCGCAGACUGCGGGAAAUGGUGUACGAUGAUACACGAUGGAUAUCGAAGCUGCACGCCAUGGGCGCGUGGAACGAGCUGGAGGCCAGGCAGCGCGCGGAAGAAGCCAUGAAGAGGCAGACGGAGGCGCAGACGGCGAGGCAGAGUGCCGAGACGCGGCGAACAGGCAGCAUAAAUGGCACAACAGGUGAUGGCCGACGCACGACCAUGUUCGAUGCGGGAGUCGAGGAGCAGCGGUACAGAAAGUCGAUUGAGCCUCCGCCCAAGUCACCACCGAAGAAGCGAGGGACGCUUGCGGAUGGCUUCGAUGAGUUGACAUUGAAUGGAUCUGCUGCUGCUGCCCCUUCUCAGACCAUUCCACAAGCAGAUCCGCAAGCCGCACUGCGUAUAUUCGAGCGAGUGCGAUCAAUACGUGGCUACGCGCGGCAUGAGUUUGGUAAGGUGUAUGGUGCUCUAGGUCCAUUGUACUUGGACCUCGCAUGCUCAAAGGGCCAUUCAGAUGCAAAUAUCUUCCGCCUCUAUCGAGACCCCGAACAGCAAGCUCAGAUACUCAGAAAUCUCAAACGCUUUGCUCAAUGCGACCUUGCCAGUGGGUGGGAACAGCGCCAACAGCAAAUUGACUCUAUGAUUGGCGUGUUCGAAAAUGCCGUUCUGAAGGAAUUCGAGCAAGGCUACCACGCCGACGACGUGACUGGACGAAUGCAUCGCUAUGCACAUGUGCUUGUGACCCUAAACGGCGGGAGUGCUGCGAUAGACUCGUUCAUUUCAAAUCACGAUAUCAUGGCACGCACCAGGCGCUUAGGACAGCCACUGGACUGCUUGGAAGGCUGUGCGCCUGGCCAUGUGGAUCUCAGCCCAUCGCAGCGAUUCUUUGAUAGCUUGGCUGCGGCCAUGGUUCAGCAAGCGAGUGUCAUUGAUGCGACAUUUCCACCUGAGGUUGAUGUGUUGACUCCUUUCUGGCGUCGGCUCUGCGAAGAAUUGAUUUUGGAGUACGUCGCAACACUUUUCAGAGAGGCACUGAAUCGUGGCAAUGAGGUAUAUGUCAAGGCUGUCGCAGGCGCCUUCGGACAAGCACUCGGCCUCGUGGCAGCCCUCAAGCCGACCAAAGCUUCACCAGCAGACUUUGCAGAAGCUUCUAAGCGGAUCUUAGUCAAGUGCUUUGAGAAGGACAUGAAUCGGUAUCUCGGUGAAGAGUUUGAAGUCUUCCGCUCCAAGGCAGAAGCAGAGGUCAGCCGAUGGGAGAAGGAGCUGUCGGAGCACGAAGCAUCCACUGAAGCGUUCUUCAUGUCCAACGUCAACCGACAAGCAGCCAAGCGAGAUUUCCUGUCCUCUUUCAGGAAAGUGGUAAUGAUGCCAGUCAAUAUGUUUCCGGGUACUUCCACUCCGAAGCCUACCAAUGCCGCAAGUAGGUCAUCUGCUGCAAUUGACCUGAACUCAGUCGACACCUCAUAUACUGGAGGCAGGCCUGCUUCUCCUGCUCUGGGUGCCUCUCCACUUCGGCCAGGCACGCCGGCACAAGAGCCGCCCACAACAGAACUCGCCGCCAAGACUGCAAUCCUCAACUCGCGAUUAGAGGGAAUCAAGUCGCUGUUCAGCAUUGAGGUCGCGCUGAAUUUGACGCAUAUUGCGAAAGCGUCAAUUGAACGUACAGCACUUAUGGUUCAGGUUGGCGGCGAGCGAGGAGAAGAGGCCAAGAAGCAAUGUGGUACAAUGUUCGUCACUCUGCUGGAUAUCCUUGGAACAAGGCACGUUAGGAACGGCUUUGACAAGGCUGUCGGCCAUCUCGGACAGUACAACCCUCGUGAAGUGCGCAAGUUCAAAGAAGAAUCAAAGUCGAGCGACGGCGUAUCCGCGGGAUCAACUGCUCAUGUCGGCGUCGAGCCUCUGGUGACGUUCCUCGAGCUCGUCAACGUUGGUGAUCUCAUACAGCAAAUGAUCGAUGUCUUCUACUCGCAAGAGCUGAUCGCCACAAAGCUCAUCGACCGCGAUGACUUCCUCGAUCCCGCUGUGAAAGACAAGAAAAAGUUUGAGCAGAUGCUCGAUGAACGCGUUGCUGCAGGACUCAACAAAGGCAUAGAUGUCCUCAUGGAUGAAGUCGAAUACAUCUGCGCCACGACACAGACUCCUACCGAUUUCAACCCUACAGUCGACUCACCUGUCGUCGACAUCGGGCCCUCCACGACAGCCAAGCAAGUAGUUGACAUGGUCUCCGGCCAUACCGGUAUGCUGGUCGGCAGCACCGACAAGAAUAUGCUCGACGUCUUCAACCAAGAGGUCGGGCUCCGACUCUUCACCGCACUCUGCAAACACUUCAAGCGCCAACGCAUCUCGGUUGACGGCGCCAUUAGACUCAUUUCCGACAUCAACCACUACGCUUCCUUCAUCUCCACACUUCGCCAAAAGCCUCUUAUACCUUACUACGAAGCCCUACGCGAGCUGAGCGGGAUCUUCCUCGUGCACAUCGACCCACCGGCGAGUUAUUUCGCAGCAAACGCGCAGGGAAAGAGGGCUAGUAUUCUCGGCGGAGGGAGCAAAACUACAAAAACGCAAGCGCAAGCGAAGGAGUUGGCUGCGAUUAUUGCGGAUACUCAGAGGUUUCGAGGCAUUUUCCCAGCGGAAGAGGUGUAUGAGUUCGCUGAGAGGAGAGCUGAUUGGUAUAUGGUGAAGGGAGAUGUUGAGAGAGCCAUGUAUGGAGUUGGAUGUGUGCUGAUGUGAGCAUCGGACGAGGACAGAGGAGUAAUAGUGGGCCAUCAAGCUUCGAACAACGCUGAGGUGUCAUCAGGAGAGAGCUCAAGCGACUUCCGAAAAUCCAAGUCGAUCACGAAAAGCUGGGCGAUAAUGACGCUGAUGAGUUGACCUCAAAAAAGCUGGACCGAACGCCGAAGUUCUGGUCAACCUCGUCGAAACAGCUAAGAAGACAACAUCUGAAAAACUCUGUCAGCGGAAUCAGCCUGCAAGCCCCAUCGGCCGUCCAACCCCUGGUUGUUCAAUGGCAGCGCUAAGUGAUCGCGGGACGAUGAGCUUAUACAUCCCACGCCUACAAAAAAGAUACCGCGCUUAACGCGCCCUCUCGAAAAGCUCUUGACAUCAACACUCAUUGAAUAUAUCGUAUCUGAUGUAUACCAAGACCCACAAGACCCAUUGCAUCCCUACAAGUCUGAAGAGCCACCAGACGUCACUUCAUCGACAUUUAACCGCUUUCCGUCUGACCAAUAUAGCAGACUAGAUUCAUUCUCUCAGCAAACAUGCAAUCAAGCUCAAACAAGCAGCGUUCGUCAAUCAUUCCGAACGUCAAGGCAUUGCUACGAGCCCUAAUUCAAUCAGCCCGAAUACG